Messenger RNA from Punica granatum (pomegranate), 991 nucleotides. The record is from RefSeq and is a predicted model, not a curated record. Lineage: Eukaryota; Viridiplantae; Streptophyta; Magnoliopsida; Myrtales; Lythraceae.
UGGCUGGCAGAAGCUCUGCCACCGCCAGUGUCGGCCACCGUCAAAUCAGAGCAGGGAACUCCUCGUGAACGUAUCCAAUCGACGGAGAGAGGGAGAUCUACGUUGCCCGGAGAUGGCAUUCAGAGGGAGGGAGAUGAUGAAGAAGGUGCUGAAGAAGGUCGGAGAGGACAAUCUGGCGCCGGGAGUGAAGGAGUCCCUCGAGAAAUGCAUCCCCAAGUCGAAGAUCGUCAUGGGGCGGGCCAACCGCGGCAUCUUCGCCGGCCGUCACAUCCGCUUCGGCAACCGCGUUAGCGAAGAUGGCGGCAACAAGUCGAGGAGGAGUUGGAAGCCUAAUGUGCAGGAGAAACGGCUCUUCAGUUACAUCCUUGACCGCCACAUUCGUGUGAAAGUCACCACCCACGCCCUCCGCUGCAUCGAUAAAGCAGGUGGAAUCGACGAGUACCUUCUCAAGACUCCUUACCACAAGAUGGACACAGAGUUGGGUCUUUACUGGAAAGCCAAGAUCGAGAAGCUCUACGAAGAGCUCGGGAAGAUGGAGGUGGUGUUCUUUUCCCCCGAGGAUGAAGCCAAAUUCGAACAGGGCUUCAAGGAUCUAAAGCUGGAAGAGAGAGCCACCCGCAGGGAGUUCAGGAGGCAGAUGUAUGGUGGUUCCAGCAAACCGAAACUGGGCGAGGACAGAACGGAAGACAAUCACGAAGAGGAUGUUCACACGCAUCAGGUAGCAGCUAAUUCUUGAGCGCGAUCACUAGUCAGGUUCCAAAUAAUGCUAUUUUCAAACAAUUUUGUCAGGUGGUUGCUGAACUAUUAGAAUCUCUUUCUUGUUCUUCCCCUGAUUGCCAGUUUUAGAUUUGGCAUAGCUGUAUACACUGCCAUUAGAAAGAAUGGCGCUUUGCUGCCUAAGAAGUAUUUGUAAUGAUAGUAUACUGGUAAUGCAUGAACUAUUCUGGUUUUCAUUAAUGAUGGGAGAAUUCUACGAUAUUGUCGGUCGAAA